GGACAGGAAUCAACAACCCAGGACGGAAUUUCAGAGCGAGGUGGUGUCCCCACCCCUCGGUCCGUGUCUGUAUCCGUUUGUGUGCGUGUGUUCUGGCCGGUGCUCUCGUGAUUCGGUAACCGGGUGAAGAUGGCGGACCCGGCAGAGUGCACCAUUAAAGUCAUGUGCCGUUUCAGGCCGUUAAACAGCUCGGAGGUGACAAGAGGGGACAAAUACGUAGCGAAAUUUCAGGGAGAGGACAGCGUCGUGAUUGGGGGUAAACCGUAUGCGUUUGACAGAGUUUUCCAGUCCAACACGUCUCAGGAGCAAGUGUACACGGCCUGCGCUCAACAAAUCGUCAAAGAUGUGCUUGGUGGAUAUAACGGAACCAUUUUCGCCUAUGGUCAGACGUCAUCAGGCAAAACGCACACAAUGGAGGGAAAUCUUCAUGACACAGAUGCAAUGGGAAUUAUUCCCAGAAUAGUACAAGACAUCUUUAACUACAUUUACUCUAUGGAUGAAAAUCUGGAGUUCCACAUUAAAGUGUCAUAUUUUGAGAUAUACCUGGAUAAGAUUCGGGACCUAUUGGAUGUUUCAAAGACUAAUUUAUCAGUACAUGAAGACAAAAACAGGGUUCCUUAUGUCAAGGGUUGCACUGAGCGAUUUGUUUGCAGUCCAGACGAAGUGAUGGACACUAUUGACGAGGGCAAAUCUAACAGACAUGUAGCUGUGACAAACAUGAAUGAGCACAGCUCCAGGAGUCACAGUAUCUUCCAGAUCAAUGUGAAGCAGGAGAACACUCAGACAGAACAGAAGCUCAGUGGGAAACUCUACCUGGUCGACUUGGCAGGCAGCGAGAAGGUCAGUAAAACAGGAGCUGAAGGCGCAGUGCUGGAUGAAGCCAAAAACAUCAACAAAUCUCUGUCAUCCCUGGGCAACGUGAUAUCAGCCUUAGCCGAGGGUUCGGCGUACGUUCCUUACAGAGAUAGUAAAAUGACAAGGAUCUUGCAGGAUUCUCUGGGUGGGAACUGCAGGACCACCAUUGUCAUCUGCUGUUCUCCUUCCUCGUACAAUGAGGCUGAGACCAAAUCCACUCUUAUGUUUGGACAGAGAGCCAAGACCAUUAAGAACACAGUGAGUUUGAAUGUGGAGCUAACAGCAGAGCAAUGGAAGAAGAAAUAUGAGAGGGAGAAAGAACGGAACAAGAGCCUGCGAAACACCAUCACAUGGCUGGAGAAUGAACUUAACCGCUGGAGAAACGGUGAAACGGUACCUGCAGAGGAGCAGUACGAUAAGGAGAAGGCUAAUGCUGAAGUGUUGGCGCUGGAUAACACAAUUAAUAAUGAUAAAUUUGCAUCCACACCAAGCAUGCCACCUGUGCCAGGAAUGCUCGGGGCCCGACUCACCGAUUCUGAGAAGGAUAAAUGUGAGGUUGAACUCACCAAACUGUACGAGCAACUUGACGACAAGGAUGAAGAGAUUAAUCAGCAGUCUCAGUUGGUGGAGAAGCUUAAGCAGCAGAUGUUGGACCAAGAGGAGCUGCUGGCCUCGUCACGACGAGACCAUGAUAACCUGCAGGCGGAGCUGAAUCGUCUGCAGAUGGAGAACGAUGCGUCUAAAGAGGAGGUGAAGGAGGUGCUGCAGGCACUGGAGGAGCUUGCCGUCAACUAUGAUCAGAAGAGUCAGGAGGUGGAGGACAAAACCAAGGAGUUUGAAGCGCUCAGUGAAGAACUUAGUCAAAAAUCUAGCACCCUGGCAUCUAUAGACUCAGAACUGCAGAAACUGAAGGAAAUGGCAAAUCACCAGAAGAAGAGGGUAACUGAGAUGAUGUCGUCACUGCUCAAAGAUUUGACUGAGAUUGGCAUUGCUGUGGGCAACAAUGACAUCAAGCAGCAUGAAGGCAGUGGUCUUAUAGACGAAGAGUUCACUGUAGCCAGACUCUAUAUCAGUAAGAUGAAGUCAGAAGUCAAAUCGAUGGUCAAACGUUGCAAGCAGUUGGAAAACACACAGUCUGAGAGCAACAAGAAGGUGGAUGAAUCUGAGAAGGAGCUUGCGGCAUGCCAGUUGCGCAUCUCCCAGCAUGAGGCAAAAAUUAAAUCUCUGAGUGAGUAUCUGCAGAACGUAGAGCAUAAGAAGAGACAGUUGGAAGAGGACGUGGACUCCCUUAAUGAGGAGCUGGUCAAAAUCAACGCACAGGAGAAAGUUCAUGCAAUGGAGAAAGAGAGUGAGAUUCAGAGUGCCAAUGAGGUGAAGGAUGCUGUUGAGAAGCAGAUCCAGAGUCACAGGGAGGCCCAUCAGAAACAGAUCAGCAGCCUGAGAGACGAGCUGGAAACCAAAGAGAAACUUAUCACUGAUCUCCAAGAUCGGAAUCAGAAGAUCAUGCUGGAGCAGGAGCGUUUGAGGGUGGAACAUGAGAAACUCAAAUCCAAUGACCAGGAGAAGAGCCGCAAACUACAUGAGCUCACUAUGAUGCAGGACCGCAGGGAACAGGCCAAACAGGAUCUAAAAGGCUUGGAGGAGACUGUGGUGAGUGCAAUUCCUCAUUUAAGCACUAAAGGGAGGCAACAGAUGACAGUUGUAUUCACAUCAUGUAGCGUGUACAUUCAAAUAUUAAAUAUUUUCUAUCUAUUUAAGGCAAAGGAGCUGCAGACUUUGCACAACCUCAGGAAAUUGUUUGUUCAGGAUCUGGCUACUCGGGUUAAAAAGAGUGCAGAGAUGGACUCUGAUGAAACUGGCGGCAGUGCUGCUCAGAAGCAGAAGAUCUCUUUCCUGGAGAACAAUCUAGAACAACUCACCAAGGUCCACAAACAGCUGGUGCGUGAUAAUGCUGACCUGCGCUGUGAGCUUCCUAAACUGGAGAAGCGUCUGCGGGCAACAGCGGAACGUGUGAAGGCUCUGGAGUCGGCGCUCAAAGAGGCCAAAGAGAACGCAGCUCGCGACCGCAAACGCUACCAGCUGGAGGUGGACCGCAUCAAAGAGGCCGUGAGAGCCAAAAACAUGGCCCGCAGAGGACACUCCGCACAGAUAGCUAAACCCAUCAGGCCUGGACAGCAACCUGUAGCUUCUCCUACACACCCCAAUGUGCUGCGUGGAGGGGGUGGCGUCCUCUACCAGAACAGCCAACCUAUGCCCAUCAGAGGAGGUGGCGCUAAACAAGAGAAGAGCUGAAGACGAGUUUUUUCCCUCACUACCGAAGCUGCGAGAAUGCAAGAAGUCUUCAUGGAAAUGUCAUUCCAUUAACAUAAUCCCUCCUGCUGGUGCACAUGGGAGGACGUCCCAAUCGAAAUAUUCAUGGCUGUACAGUUCCACUCCCCAUCUGUUUUGUUUUUUUCCCUCCAAAGCAAAUUAUUUUAUGAAUAUUGCACUCUCACACGUGCACCGAACAUGAUAUGACAAGGAAAUCAAGAAAUAAACGUUAGCAAAGUGAACAAUUGACCACGACCCAGAAGCCUGUGCUAUCAGCUGUAAUCUGUCCAUUCAUCUGCAGUCCUCAGCUGCUCUCUGCACACCUGUAACCUCUGUCAAAACUACUGCCUGAUAACCGUGCAAAAGACCUCGCUCCUGGCUUCACUUCAUACGGGUCAGGGUCUAGACUGCAGCAAGCUUGAAUAGAAAAAUACCUGAAUAGAGAAUAUGCAAGCGUGCUCGUCCGCAGAUCGCCUGUAUCACUACAAACUCAGAUAUUCCUGUGUGAAAGUACUCUGUCUGAACAGGUGCAGAUCUGAAACCCCAUGGUUUUUACUUUCUGUUGUAACUAAUGGUUGUAAAGGGGAAGGUGGAGAGGAUUGUAGACAUGAGUAACCAGGCCUUACACAGCAGGCUAAUGCUGUAAGUGUCUCAAUUUAAACAUGUGGUCACAAAUGUUUUUUUUUUUUU
Rhinichthys klamathensis goyatoka is the source of this 3855-nucleotide messenger RNA. It is a transcript of the gene kif5ba, whose product is annotated as kinesin family member 5B, a. The transcript has 25 exons. Lineage: Eukaryota; Metazoa; Chordata; Actinopteri; Cypriniformes; Leuciscidae. Gene Ontology annotation, molecular function: microtubule binding; ATP binding; microtubule motor activity. The record is from RefSeq and is a predicted model, not a curated record. The coding region runs from base 130 to 3147 and encodes 1005 amino acids. Gene Ontology annotation, biological process: microtubule-based movement.